GGCCUAUAAAAGUCGGGAUGUGAGCGGGACGUUCAGUGCACGUAUCCUGCGUCAACCCGACACGUCAGAGAUCUAACCAUGGCUUCCAAGGAGGCGAUCUGCGAAGUUGCGCUGCUGGACCCACCGGCGUACGAGAGAGGGUCUAAGAGCUCAGAGAAGACGAAGUGGGUGAUCACGGCGCUGACGGUUGUGUUGGUGACAGGUCUGAUCGUGGGAGGGCUGCUGGCGUCAGCACACCUGUGGAACAACCGCACGUCCGACACGCCUCACAAGGGCUCCGACAGCGGCCGUCAGGUGCAGGUGUACGUGCGCGUGUACGAGGUGGACGGGCGGCGUGUGAGUGAACAGAUCACCGUGGACCAGGAGAACCAGGUGGAGACGUUCCACGUGCCGCAGAACGGACAGUACCAGGCGGUCACCGUCAGGAAGGACUUCAAGCGGAACCUGGCUGUGUACAAGGAUGACGAUGACCGGGUUUGUUUCGUCCGUACCAUGGACAACCCGCGGGAAUUCACUCCGGACAUUCUGGACAAGAUGCUGACUACUACCAAGGGAGAAGUGGCCGAGGAGUCGGCGGAGGACGACGUCCCAGCGGAGCAGCUGAGCGUGCUGGAGGCCGUGCCGGACCUGGGCAGCCUGGCUGGCGCCGACGCCGCCGACCUGUGCACCGGGUACUCCGUCCUGCGGGUCGGCCCGGCACAGGACGCCGCCCCCGCCGAGGGACACCAGAGGGUCCGCCGCCAGUACCGGGACGGGUUCACCUGGCUCCCGCCUACCUACACGUGGGGAGGCGGCCGUCACAGCAUCAGUGGCACGGCUAACCCCUUCGCCGGGUCCGCCGGAGUCACCUACACAUUCCGCUUCUAAAUCGGACAAGCUGCUAGCCUAAAUACACGUGUCACACUAGUAAGUGUACGUGGGAUCAUGUUUAAUGCAUUUUUUCUAUGAAGAGUUUUGUAACACGACUAUCAUGUGGUGCACAUACCUGUAUGAUAAAUUUUCACAUUUUCUACAAGCGGUCGACCUUAUAUGUUUUAUACAGAGCAAAGUUAUAUUGUGAUCCAGUCGUACCAAUUCGUACCAUUCAGAUGUAUUGCUAUAGUUGAGUUGGUGGGCGAAACAAAGACCUGAAGAGUUAUUAAGAUGUUGCUCUUGGUUAUGCUUUAUUUGAAUAAAAAAAGUAUCCCCGAA
Messenger RNA from Branchiostoma belcheri (Belcher's lancelet), 1191 nucleotides. RefSeq lists its product as uncharacterized. Gene Ontology annotation, biological process: negative regulation of amyloid precursor protein biosynthetic process. The transcript has 5 exons. The record is from RefSeq and is a predicted model, not a curated record. NCBI's taxonomy places the organism in Eukaryota, Metazoa, Chordata, Leptocardii, Amphioxiformes, Branchiostomatidae. Bases 79 to 867 code for a protein of 262 amino acids. Gene Ontology annotation, cellular component: Golgi apparatus; extracellular exosome; plasma membrane. Gene Ontology annotation, molecular function: amyloid-beta binding.